AUGUCCUCCUCCAGAUCACCAUCUUCCGUUCUGUGUCGGAGUAUGUUUCUCUUCUUCCUCACACUAGGAUCCUCUUGCUCCCUUGCGACUGGCUAUGCGACACGACAAGAACACCAAGGCUUUGAACACCAUGAUCAUCGUGUCACCACGUCCGAUCCGAACAAUGCGUAUGCACUCUACAGUCUUCCACCGUUCACCGUAACGUUUACCAGUUCCUACUCGACCACGGGUUUGCCGCAAGAUGAAGAGGAACAAGGACAACUCUUGGUGGCGACGUUGCAUGGACCACUCCAAUUGAUUACCAGCGAGUUUUUGGUGGAAUCCUUUCGUUUGCAAAUCUAUCACAUUCAAGAACCCACACGGAAUACCACCACACCACACGACAAGGAACUCCAAAACAUUCUAGAAUCCUUCAUGACACUCGAUGUACAAGUGGCUGUGCGAGCGUUGCAUCACUUGUCCUUGAAUGGACCGCAAGUGCGAAGACAUCUUGCUGAUAGUGCAGAACCACGAUCGUAUUACCGCAAUCCAGACAGCAAUACCAAUGAUGGAGGCAACGCCAACAGUCACACAUUUCAUCAGGAAGACACUUCCACGAGCACUAGUAGUAGUAGCAGCAAUACACCACCACUAUUGCAAUUUGAGGCCGACUUUUUCACCACGGCAGCCUUUUUGGAACCAACGCCAGAACAAGCUGGGGCUUCCAAACCAACCGAUCAAGAAGUGGUCGAUCUAUUGGGGGGAUGGAUGAAUUCCGCAUUUGCCAAAGACUUGAACUACUAUCAUGACAGUCUCGUCAAUAGUGAAACGGGAGUGCUCAUGCACGUCGAACAACUUCACGUGGAAACCGACAGUGGCGCCAUUUAUGAUCCGUACACCAGUGGGGCCAUUCCCAAUGCACCACUUGCUGCAACACAAGCACCCAUUCGCAAACAAGAUGUUCCACCACCUCCCAAUGCAGCCGCAUACUCCAAUUCCAUUGGCGCGUGGAGUCACUCGGAAAAACUAUUCUUUACACUCCUCGUCAUGGUUUCGAUCCUCUCUAUUGCCGGACUAUUGAUGGCACUUCACAAGUACAAGGGCCGAGGACGGUAUUUGAAUGACAUGAUGGCCGCCAAUGACCGAUCACUCGAUCACGAUUUUAUGGAUCCACGUAUUUGUAUCAGUGGACGACAUUCUGAUGAAAUUCUCGACAUUCUCAAUGCUAGUGAUCGAUACUUGGCGGCGCAUCGACCCGACUUACUAGAAGCCAUGCAACAUGCCGAUGCUCGACGACGUGGAGGGAAUAACGCCAUUGUCCCCAUUCCUGCCAAUGACAAUGAGCAGCAAAAUAGUAAUGGACCCACCGAACGACGCUAUGUCACAGUGGCCAAUCCAUUCUCUCAUCUCUAUGGAGCUUCGUACUUUCAUUCCGAAAAGACUGCGGUGGAAGCGGAUCGGGCGCGGCGUGUCAAUCAGGAUCCCAUGGAUGCGGUCGAAUUGCAGCAAGACAACAAGGAUGCUGAAGAAGAGAUUGAUACGGACCAGUCCGUGUCCAAGUAUUUGCAAACUUGGUUUCAACAGUUGGUGGGGACUCGUACGGUCGACACGGAAGUGUACAAGAAUAAUGACGACUACUAUGAUGAUGAGGACGAUGAAAUGGAGGAACUAGACCUGAACGCGGCAAGUGACGAUGAUCAGAUUAUGGCAUGCGAUGAAGAUCCCAAGGAGUACGCGUUCCCAUUCCAGGAUUUUCCUCGUCAAGAUGGAACGCCCUGUUUGAUCUACGAGGAAACCUUGAAUGAAGAAGAGGAAGAACAGUACUUGAAGAACUCGCGGGCCGAUUCGUUGCAUUCCACCACUUCCUAUGGUAUCCAUGAUCCGCUGACGGAUGAUGAAUUCCAGCGAGCGCUGGGAGCGCACAUGGUGCCCUUUACUUCUUCUUCCACCAACACUUCGUUUGAGCAUCAUGCGGCCAACACGAGUGACUCGUCACUGGUCCGGAUUGAGGAUGGCGAUAAUGAAAUUCAGGUGCAUGAUCUUCGAACCGUCAGCACUGAUGAUGAUGAUUCGGAUCCUUCCAAGUUCACCAACAAGCUAGAAAAGAUGGUGGCGAUGCGUCAUCGUCACUACGAAAAACAAAAGAUUAUGGACAAGCACCGGGAGCAACGAAAGCAGGAACGAGCCCGACAACGUGCCGUCGAGAAGAAGAAACAGCAAGAGGAAAUGCAGCAACGAGACUUGAAGCUACGACGCCACUCGUUGGAAUUGGAUAUUCAGGAAUUGGAAGCGGCAGUUGGCAACAACAAUAGUGGCUUACCAGGACCACCCACAUCAGCCUCCAAGGUAAUCACCCCUCCCGGCGGUCAAGGUGGUUUGCAUCAGUUGCAAAGGCCUAGUUUACAUCGUCGUACAUCCAGUGAAGCAGAUGCUGGAUUCUUGGGUCCCGAUGGUAGUGUUACUGCUUCUGGCGCCGUCAUUCAUUCCAAUCGAUCCAUGGAUUUGGGUGACACUGGCAUGUCCACCAAGAGCGAUUCUCACCGAAUUAAUCGCGUGGUGCAGUCCGCACAAAAGGCACCCCGACCAGUUGCGAACAAUAGAAAUGAUGUCUUUCGAAGCAUGGAUCGCAUCUCUCCUCUGUCCUCCAAUUCAGCAACCAGUACCAGCGGUGGCAGUGGCUUGCCUCCAACUAGCGUGACCAAUACUACCAAUGUGGAGGACGAGAUACCAAUAGUGUCUCCAGCAAGCUCCAUGACGGAGACCGGCACGGAUUCAACUCCCAGCAGCGCGGGCUUUCAAAAGAGACGCAGUAUGAGUUUUGGUGGUGUGGAAGAGAAGAAAGUGGACGACGAAGCCUUCCACAGCAGCAGUCCCACUGGCAGCGUUGCCAGCAAUCGCGGGAGACAAAUGCUCCCACCGCAACACCAGCAACGCACGCAUUCGGCGAACCGCCAUCGUCGUUCCAAUUCCAGUUCUCCCGCAGAUGUCAUGGUUCACGGCAUCUAUGCACAGUUUGUCUAA
This is a messenger RNA of Seminavis robusta, 3000 nucleotides long. The record is from the annotation of a GenBank genome assembly. Lineage: Eukaryota; Bacillariophyta; Bacillariophyceae; Naviculales; Naviculaceae.